Ilex paraguariensis (yerba mate) is the source of this 2202-nucleotide messenger RNA. NCBI's taxonomy places the organism in Eukaryota, Viridiplantae, Streptophyta, Magnoliopsida, Aquifoliales, Aquifoliaceae. The record is from the annotation of a GenBank genome assembly.
AUGGCUGAGAUUCGUGAAGAUUCGGUCAUGGCGGAGUCCGAUUCCCGGGACUGCCCCAUCAAACAAGUCAAUGUAACAGUGCCCAAAACCGAUGAUCCCAACAUGCCGGUGCUUACAUUCAGAAUGUGGGUUUUGGGGAUCACUGCUUGCGUUGUAUUGUCGUUCGUCAACCAGUUUUUCUGGUACAGGACUGAGCCAUUGACGGUUAGUUCAAUCUCUGCUCAGAUUGCUGUCGUGCCGAUUGGGCACUUGAUGGCGAGAACCCUUUCGAAUCGAGUGUUCUUCAGGGGUACGCGCUGGGAGUUUACGAUGAAUCCGGGGCCGUUCAAUGUCAAAGAACAUGUUUUGAUUACAAUAUUUGCCAAUGCUGGUGCUGGAACUGUUUAUGCCACUCAUGUAUUAAGUGCUGUUAAGCUUUAUUACAAGAGGAGGCUCACGUUUAUCCCUGCCUUUCUUGUUAUGAUUACCACCCAGGUUCUAGGAUUUGGUUGGGCAGGGCUUUUCCGGAAAUAUCUGGUUGAGCCAGGAGAGAUGUGGUGGCCAAGUAAUCUGGUUCAAGUCUCAUUAUUCAGGGCUCUACAUGAGAAGGAGAAGAGACCCAAAGGUGGCACGACUCGUACCCAGUUCUUCCUCAUUGCUUUAAUCAGCAGCUUUGCUUACUAUGUCUUCUCUGGCUUUCUUUUUCAAAUGUUAACAACAAUUUCUUGGAUAUGUUGGCUUGCUCCCAAGUCCAUCCUAGUGCAACAACUGGGCUCAGGAUCACAAGGACUCGGGAUUGGCUCCUUAGGAUUUGACUGGUCUACCAUUUCAUCAUACCUGGGCAGUCCUCUAGCCAGCCCAUGGUUUGCCACUGCAAAUGUUGCCAUUGGAUUCUGUGUUGUGAUGUAUGUGAUGACACCUCUCAGUUACUGGAACAAUGUCUACAAUGCCAAGAACUUCCCAUUAUUUUCUGAAGAUCUUUUCACGUUAGAUGGUUCAAACUACAACACUUCAAGCAUCAUCAAUUCCCACUUUCAUCUUGACAAGGCUGCUUAUGCAAAAGCUGGGCCUCUAUAUAUAAGCACCUUCUUUGCUAUGACAUAUGGUAUUGGAUUUGCUACGCUUUCUGCUACUGUCGUCCACGUCCUACUUUUCAAUGGAAGGGAUAUGUGGAAGCAAAGCAGGAGGGCCUUUGAAGUGAAUAAAAAGAUGGAUAUACACACACGGCUUAUGAAGGCAUACAAACAAGUUCCUAUGUGGUGGUUUAUCAUCAUUCUCUUUAUAAACAUCGCUGCUAUCAUGUUCGCUUGUGAGUACUACAAUGACAUACUUCAGUUGCCUUGGUGGGGUGUCUUGCUAGCGUGUGGCAUUGCACUGUUUUUUACCCUUCCAAUUGGUAUUAUCGUUGCCACAACAAACCAGGCACCAGGUCUUAAUAUUAUCACAGAAUACAUUAUUGGGUACAUGUACCCAGGGCGCCCUGUUGCUAACAUGUGCUUUAAGGUGUAUGGAUAUAUCAGCAUGACUCAAGCUCUAACAUUUUUGUCAGACUUCAAGCUUGGUCACUACAUGAAGAUUCCACCCAGAGCGAUGUUCAUAGCUCAGGUGGUGGGGACACUUAUAUCAGUAGUAAUCUACCAGAUAACAGCUUGGUGGCUGAUGGGAGCCAUCCCCAACCUUUGUGAUACUUCUGUGCUGCCAUCUGACAGCCAAUGGAAGUGUCCAAUGGACCAUGUGUUCUAUGAUGCUUCUGUUAUUUGGGGGCUUGUUGGACCUCGUAGAAUCUUCGGAGACCUUGGUGUCUACUCUAAUGUCAACUGGUUCUUUUUAGGUGGAGCCAUUGCUCCUCUACUAGUCUGGUUGGCACACAAAAUAUUUCCACAGAAGCAAUGGAUUGGCCUCAUCCACAUGCCCGUCUUGUUAGGGGCUACAGCAAUGAUGCCUCCUGCUUCCGCUGUCAACUAUACCAGUUGGAUUAUUGUGGGAUUCCUGUCAGGCUUUGUUGUUUUCAGGUAUCGAUCUAAGUGGUGGGAGCGCUACAACUAUGUCCUUUCUGGUGGUCUUGAUGCUGGUACUGCCUUCAUGACUGUGUUAAUGUUCAUUGCCCUGCAAUCAAGGAACGUUGAGCUUAGUUGGUGGGGAAACAGUGGAGAAGGAUGUCCACUGGCUUCGUGUCCAACAGCCCCUGGAAUAUCCGUUGAUGGCUGCCCAGUUUUUAGCUAG